AUGGUUAUUCGGACAGAGAAGGAAAAAGAAAUGGAAGUCAGCAGUGUUGUAACAAAUUUCAAAGACCAUCAUAUUCGUAGUGAUUCGUCGAAAGAAUGCCGAUGGGAUGCGGAAUUUGCAUUUUUUGUCCUGAAACAGUGCAUAAUAAGUCGCGUAUUGAUGUUCAUCAUACAGUUUGUAAUGAAUGUUGCGGUAACUGAUUAUCCUACAGACGCUUUUAAAGGAGUUCCAAUUCCGCAAGUGGAAUUAUCCCAAGUUGAUCGGUGGAUUCGCAUUGCUUUCGGUGGUUUAACGAAGUGGGAUGCGGUACAUUUCCUACACAUUGCUCAGUACGGCUACACUUAUGAGAACAAUCUUGCUUUUUUUCCUCUCUUUCCAACAUUAAUUUAUUCUCUCACACUUAUUUGGAGCUGGGCAGUACCAUUCAUUCAUUUUUCUACAGCUGUUAUAUUCACUGCUGUCACUGUCAACUUCGUAGCUUUUGCUCUAUGCGGUCAACUACUGUACGCUUUGCUGCUCACGCUCACUAAGUCGACGAAACUUGCUCUGCUCGCUUGCCUGGUGUUUACUUUGAAUCCGGCUAGCAUUUUCUUUUCUGCUGUUUAUUCCGAGAGUGUGUAUAUGCUUCUCACUUUCUGUGGUAUGUUCGCACUCUAUGUCGAUCCAUCUAUCUCUUUUAUACGAUAUAUUAUCGCUUCCUUAUUCUUUUCAUUCGCAUUUGCAACCAGAUCAAAUGGUAUUUUCAAUUUCGGUUACAUUAUAUUCCAGCUCAUGAUAGAAACCAUCUAUUCGAUGGCAUUGCAUAAAUUCAUUUGGGAGCGCGACUGUGGUACUGUGUUAUUGAAGGUGUGA
Molecule: messenger RNA, 852 nt
Organism: Cercopithifilaria johnstoni
Lineage: Eukaryota; Metazoa; Nematoda; Chromadorea; Rhabditida; Onchocercidae
Source: the annotation of a GenBank genome assembly